AUGAACCAGAAAAAGGUGGAAGUGCAAGACGCGUUGGCACACAAUCCAACCGUACAUUUCACAUUCCUACAAUUGAUGAUUGACUACUGUACACUUCGGUUAUUCUUGAGCUACACAGUUUCUGGGCAGGUGUGGCAAACUGGUGAAGCUGCUGAGGGACUUGACCAUGACCCUACCUUGUAUCCAGAUGGGAACAUUUGGCCUCCAGUUCCAGCCAUUCAGUUGCCUCUAGAUGGGUUCAUCAUAAGGCAAACUGGAGACCAGCCGACGAAAGUGUGUUUCAUCAUAUAUCUUGAGCAGACACCAGAGCAGUAUAAAGUGGCUCCAGAUUUGGGUAACGUCUUGGGCAUCAAAGAGGAGAGUCAUGUUGGCAUCAUCCAGGCUAUGUGGAAUUAUAUCAAAAUACACGGCCUGCAAGAUAAAACUGAUUGUCAAAGAAUACAUGCUGACGAUUAUUUGAGACUGAUCUGUGGUGGAGAAGGCAUCAUGUUUCACCAACUGCCAGAGCUAAUACCCCCAGAGCGCCCUUCUGCAUGGGAUAUCGAGAUCAAGAUGGAGGACACCAACUUGAAGAACCCCAUCAUGGUGACAAUGCAGUCAAGUAAAGCCUAUAGCAUAUCCGACCUCACCAAGUCAGAUGACAAGAUCGCGCUGUUAGCACAAUCACUACAUAACUCACACAUGAAGCGGCAAUUCCUUCAAAGUUUCGCCAAUGACCCAGCAAAUUUCAUACAGACGUGGCUGGCGUCGCAGUCUCGCGACUUGGAAAGCAUGCUCGGAAGUGGACCAAGUGAGGGUGCUACUAUCCAUGCUGAGGAGUUGCAUAGGAGUGAUUUCUUCAGGCUACCCUGGGUUAAGGAAGCCGUCGCUGUCUAUGAGGGUAUGUAG
Messenger RNA from Suillus paluster, 888 nucleotides. RefSeq lists its product as uncharacterized. The transcript is spliced from 8 exons. NCBI's taxonomy places the organism in Eukaryota, Fungi, Basidiomycota, Agaricomycetes, Boletales, Suillaceae. Gene Ontology annotation, cellular component: SWI/SNF complex; nucleus. The coding region runs from base 1 to 888 and encodes 295 amino acids. Gene Ontology annotation, biological process: regulation of transcription by RNA polymerase II. The record is from RefSeq and is a predicted model, not a curated record.